AUGGAGUUCUCCAAAGUGUAUCCGCUGCAGUCGCGCGCCCAGGACGCGUCGGUCAAGCAGCCCAAGGAGCUGGUCAGCUAUUCGCGUGACAUAGACGGCCAGUACCACGUCGACGACUCGCAGCUGAGCUACUUCUAUCUGCCAGAUAGCCAGCUGAACGUGCCAGGAGGAAUUGAUCUGCAGGCAGGUUUCAAGGACUUCCGUGCCAACGGCGAGGACUUUGGCGAGUUCACGGGUUUGCUGGCCGCACUGGAGGCCCAUGAGCGCAAAACGGGUGCCAAAACUCCCGCAAACAUCAUCACCUGGAGAGGUCUCAUGAGGAGCCUGAUGCUGCUGCCCUUUGUCAACAGAGACAAGAUUGUGCUUAACAUUGUAGUCUUUGAUGGCCAGCUUUUUAUCCAGCAGGAUUUCCAGAAUGCCAGAGAGGCCGCCGAGCUCGAGAAACUGACGCAAUCGGACCUCAACAAACGACAAAUAUAUUCCGGAUACAAGUUCGAGAAGAUCGCGACACUGUCCAAGCCGUGGGCCCAGUGCUCGCGCAAAGAGAUCGAGCAGCGCAACAAGUUACCGGUGAACAAUAUCGAGCAGUACGCAACGGUGGUAAAGACCUCUUUCGGUAAGACAGGACUGGUCAUGGGAGCAGAGGUGGACUGUGUUUUCGAUUACAAACCAGAGGACGCGGAUCCUCUUUCGCACUAUGUUGAGCUCAAGACGACGCGUGUGCUGGAUUCUCCGCAGGCGGUGUUUUCGUUUGAGAACAAGCUGCUCAAGUUUUGGGCCCAAUGUUUCCUCGUUGGCAUCCCGAGAAUCAUAUGUGGAUUCAGAGACGACAAUUUAGUCUUGCGCACUGUCGAAGAGUACAAAACCGAGCAGAUCCCGGUGAUGAUCAAGAACAACCCUUUGCCCAACAGACAUCCGUCGAAAAACAAGUUCAUGCAGUCUCUGAAGUUCUUUAACGGCCUGAUCAACUGGAUCAACCAGACGAUUCCUCGCGAUGAGACAAAAACAUACCGUCUGGUUUUUGACCCGGCCGUGAACCCCAACUAUUUGAACUUGAGCGAAAACAACGCCACAGUGACGAGCCAGUUGCUGGACCCAGAGACCGGCAUGAUCUCCAAGGCGUUCAGAGAAUGGAGAACCGAGCUUAGGUCAAAAUAG
Messenger RNA from Ogataea angusta, 1158 nucleotides. RefSeq lists its product as uncharacterized. Bases 1 to 1158 code for a protein of 385 amino acids. Gene Ontology annotation, cellular component: nucleus; cytosol. The transcript has a single exon. Lineage: Eukaryota; Fungi; Ascomycota; Pichiomycetes; Pichiales; Pichiaceae. Gene Ontology annotation, biological process: nuclear-transcribed mRNA catabolic process; NAD-cap decapping. The record is from RefSeq and is a predicted model, not a curated record. Gene Ontology annotation, molecular function: mRNA 5'-diphosphatase activity.